This is a messenger RNA of Spodoptera frugiperda (fall armyworm), 3262 nucleotides long. RefSeq names its product serrate RNA effector molecule homolog (gene Ars2). Gene Ontology annotation, cellular component: nuclear body. The transcript is spliced from 16 exons. The record is from RefSeq and is a predicted model, not a curated record. Gene Ontology annotation, molecular function: nucleic acid binding. Bases 146 to 2800 code for a protein of 884 amino acids. Gene Ontology annotation, biological process: primary miRNA processing; mRNA processing. NCBI's taxonomy places the organism in Eukaryota, Metazoa, Arthropoda, Insecta, Lepidoptera, Noctuidae.
UCAAUUCAUUAUCAUUAUCUGUUUUAGUCUAUGGACGGCUUUCAUUUCGCUAUCGUUUCGUUUCUUAAUUUCUUCUGCUUUCUAUUUUAUUGUUAGGCUUAAUUACAAGCCUGAAUCUAGUUUUUCGGUAUUCUAAUCAGUUAAAAUGGCUGAUAGUGAUGAUGAGUACGAUCGCAAAAGGCGAGAUAAAUUCCGUGGUGAACGCGGCACUGCUGAAGGUAGCAGUUAUCGAAGUAGUGACCGACGCGAAGAGAGAAGUCGUGGCCGCGAAGACUGGUCUGAGAGAUCUCGUGGAGGUCGCUCUGGUCCUGACUACAGGGACUAUCGUGGAGGAGCCAGCGCCAGCAGGGGAUACUCACCAGUCAGAGGAGAAGGUCCACCAACCAAACGCAUUAGACCUGAUUGGCCUAUUGAUGACAGAAGAUAUGGGGGUAUGCCACAUGACUCAUAUGGGUAUGGUUGGCCUCAUGAUCAUUUUGGUCCUCAUCUGGCCCACCAGGGUUAUGGGCAACCUAUGGCCCCUGUCCCAGCCAGGGAUGCAGUCAUGCCCUUAGGAGCAACAGAUGGCCCUCCCACGAUGAUGUCAUUCAAGGCAUUUCUUGCAGCUCAAGAUGAUUCCAUAACAGUGGAUGAUGCCAUCCAGAAGUACAAUGAAUACAAGCUCGAGUUUAGGAGACAACAACUUAAUGAGUUUUUCGUUGCUCAUAAAGAUGAGGAAUGGUUCAAGAUCAAAUAUCAUCCUGAAGAAUCCAUAAAACGCAAAGAAGAGCAACUUGCGGCAUUAAAGAAUCGACUCAAUGUAUUUCUUGAGUUGUUGGAGAAAGGAGAACUGGAUAAAGUGUCAGUAGACAUUGACAAGUCUGACAAAUUGAUCAGGCUUCUGGACACUGUGGUCAUCAAGUUAGAAGGUGGCACUGAAGAAGAUUUAAAAGAGCUGGAUGAACCCCCACCACAGGAAAAUGCUGCUUCAAAUGAUAAAGCAGACAAAACUGAUUCUGACAAACCAGUUGUUAUAGAUGUAGAUGAUGUGAAGGUUAAAGAAGAGAAGGAAGAAGACAAGAAAGAAGAGAAAAAAGCGCCCGAGUCUCCGAAACCGACAGCGCCAUUGACCAUGGAGAUUGAUCCUCAUUUACGUCAACUACAGGAGCAGGCGAAAUUGUUCUCUCGCUUCAACUCUACAGGAACCGAACCUGAGCAGGAGGAAGUGAAGGAAAAGGAGAAAGAACCUCCACCACCAGGGUCUUCAUCCAGUUCUUCUUCAUCUAGUUCAUCGUCGUCCAGUUCAGAAGAUGAGGGUGAAUCCACCACUCGUCGGAAGUCGAAGUCUAAGUCCAAGACGCCUGAUAAAUCUCCUAAACAACAGGAAAAAGCUAAAUCCAAGUCACCUAGUGUAGAGAAAAUGGUUACAAAUAACACUGAAAAUGACAAGGACAAGGAAAAGAGUGGAGACGAGAAAGCUGAGUCAGUCAGUGACGUCGUUAUGGAGAAAAAAGAGAGUCGCGCCCUACACAAAACAACUUCCAUAUUUUUAAGGAAUUUGGCGCCUACCAUCACCAAGGCCGAAGUUGAAGCUAUGUGCAAGCGUUACGGCGGUUUCCUCCGUGUGGCUCUGGCUGAUCCUUUACCAGAACGUCGCUGGUUCCGUCGGGGCUGGGUCACCUUUCGCCGCGAUGUCAAUAUCAAAGAUAUCUGCUGGAAUCUUAACAACAUCAGACUUCGCGAGUGUGAAUUGGGUGCUAUAGUCAACCGCGACCUGCAACGUCGUAUCCGCCCAGUGUCUGGCAUUACCCUAGAGCGAUCAGUGCUACGCGCUGACGCUAGGUUGGCCGCGAGACUAGCACAUUUGUUGGAUACGCGCACAAAACUGUGGCAAGAAAGCACCGACGAACAAAAUAAUGAUGACCAGGCCAACCGUAAUGAGACCUUCAGCUUAAAUUCAAAGAACCCGGUGCUCCAUAAAAUAACGGAGCAUUUAAUAGAAGAAGCUUCAACGGAAGAAGAAGAAUUACUGGGUCUCGAAGCUUCAUCAGAAUCUGCGGUUUCUGAACAACCUGACCCGGAGCUCAUUCGAGUUCUCGAUCGUCUUGUACUUUACUUGCGUAUCGUACAUUCUGUGGAUUAUUACAACCAUUGUGAAUACCCUUAUGAAGAUGAAAUGCCUAACCGCUGUGGUAUUAUGCACGCGAGGUCCGGACCUCCUGCUAACAAGCCAACUCAACAAGAAAUACAAGACUAUGUGAAGACAUUUGAAGGCAAAAUGUCUGCCUUCUUACAAGACGUUAAACCACUAUCUGACGAAGAGUUGCAAAAACUUGGAAUCAAGGAUACUGACGCCGAAGUAGAAAAGUUUAUUCUUGCCAAUACACAAGAGUUGGCGAAGGACAAAUGGUUGUGUCCUCUCAGUGGCAAGAAGUUCAAAGGUCCUGAUUUCAUCAGAAAACACAUCUUUAAUAAACAUGGUGAAAAGGUGGAGGAGGUGCGUCGCGAGGUGGCGUACUUCAACUCGUACGUGCGCGACGUGCGGCGGCCGCAGCAGCCCGAGCCGGCCGCGCGCUCCCAGCCGCAGCCCGCGCACCCGCCGCCGCCGCAACCCAGGUACGCUGGUGGACCGGGCGGGCCGGGUGGGCCGGGCGCUGGGCCUGCCUCCGCCCGCGGCUGGGGCUGGGGCGGCUGGGCCCCACCUGCAGCAUACGCUCCCAGACAUCCACGCUUCUCUAGACCAAGGGAAAAUGUGGACCGGUCCCGGCCUAUUAUUGCAUACAACGAUCUUGACUUCCCGGACAGUGGUGACAUAUUCUAAACAUGCAUGCAAAUGACAUUAUACAACAAGUUCGUAGAUUUUUAUUGUUAUCAUAAGCAUUCCGUUAUACCCGGUUAUUUCAGUUGUAUUAACUGAUACACACAUGUAAAAUAUUUACACAAUUAUACUUUUUAAAUUUGUAUAAAAUUGCUAAAUUAUUUUAAUCAAAAAUUAUGUACUUGAUUUUAAAUAAGCAUGUUUCGUAAAUGUCAUUAUAUUUUAUGCAAUGUUAACUGGAACUAUUUUAGAUGUAGGUAUAAUAAAAAUCUAUUCAAAUAAAUGAAAAUGUUAUAAUAAAUGACUGUGAAAAUAAUUUCAAACUUCCAUCAUCUCAUAUAAAUCCUUUUAGUCCUUUUUGUAUCUAACAAUAAUCUUAAAGGGAUACAUUUUAUAUGUUUACAAUAUUGUCUUCUACCAUGAUAUUUAUUGUAUGUUUUUUUAAUAAACUGUCCGAAAUUUUAA